Molecule: messenger RNA, 659 nt
Organism: Eurypyga helias (sunbittern)
Lineage: Eukaryota; Metazoa; Chordata; Aves; Eurypygiformes; Eurypygidae
Product: annexin A8-like
Exons: 8
Biological process (GO): endosome organization; endosomal transport; negative regulation of serine-type endopeptidase activity
Cellular component (GO): cytoplasm
Molecular function (GO): calcium-dependent phospholipid binding; calcium ion binding
Source: RefSeq, a predicted model, not a curated record
UACUGAGACUGCAAUGGCAUGGUGGAAGGCCUGGAGUGAAGCAGAGGGCAAGUCUGUGACAGGUGCCUUAAACUUCGACCCCACACCUGAUGCACAGACUCUCUACAAGGCCAUGAAGGGGCUUGGGACUGAUGAACAAGCUAUUAUUGAUGUCCUAACCAAGAGGAGCAAUACACAGCGUCAACAGAUUGCCAAAUCCUUCAAAGGACAGUUUGGAAAGGAUCUGAUUGAAAGCCUGAAGUCUGAACUGAGUGGCAACUUUGAGAGACUCAUGGUAGCUCUCAUGUAUUCCCCAUUCCAGUAUGAUGCCAAGGAGCUCUAUGAUGCCAUGAAGGGUGUGGGAACAAGUGAAAGUGUUAUCAUAGAGAUCCUGGCAUCCCGGACAAAAGCGCAGAUCAAAGAGAUAAUCAAGGCGUACAGAGAAGAAUAUGGUUCUGAUCUGGAAGAAGACAUAAAAUCAGAAACAAGUGGCUAUUUUGAACAGAUCCUGGUUUGUCUUCUUCAGGGUGAGAGGGAUAAUGCCACUCUCUAUGUGGACACAGCACUGGCUCUUCAGGAUGCAGAGACUCUCUAUGCUGCUGGGGAGAAGAUACGGGGCACUGAUGAGAUACAGUUCAUCACCAUCUUAUGCACGAGGAGUGCUACACACUUGCUGAAAG